This is a messenger RNA of Meloidogyne enterolobii, 2046 nucleotides long. The record is from the annotation of a GenBank genome assembly. Lineage: Eukaryota; Metazoa; Nematoda; Chromadorea; Rhabditida; Meloidogynidae.
AUGUCUAUUGAAUCGGAUAAGUAUUCUUCCAAUUUUUCCAAUGGAAUAUCAAAUAAUUGCAAUUCUGCCUCUCAUCAAUCAAUUCAAUAUCCAGAUGAGCCAUCUGAAGGGAUAAGAGCUUGCAUACUUGGGCGUGAACGCAUUUCUAAAUUAUUUUCAUCUCCAGAUUUUGCUAAAACUAUUGUUGAUUGUUUUGUUCGAGUUGUUGAUCAAAGUAGUAAUGGAGACAUUAAAAAGUAUAAGAUUGCACGUGUUGUCUCUGUUUUGGAUAAUCUUGAUCAUGGAUGUUAUGGUGAAAAUAAAGGGAAAUUGCUACAAUUAGAUGAUAAAACGGAAAUUGAUUUAGAUGUAAUUUCUGAAGAUCAGGCAGAAGAGCUUGAAAUUCAACAAUGGUUAAUGAGUUUGAUAAGAAAGAAUAAGCCAACACCUUCAAUUGAUCAACUUAUAAAUAAAAUUACUGAAAUUUCUUCUGCUCUUUCUUGGCCAUUUUCUCCUGACGAAAGACAAACAGAGCCUGAUUAUCAUUCCAUAAAUGAAGGAAUUAAUUUGGUUGAGAGUAUUAUUGAAUCAGAAGUUACGGAUGUUCAACAUGUUUUAAGUGGUGUUGUUGAAUCUGUAGAAAGUGAGGAAAUUAAUGAAUACCUUAUAGAUCAAGAAAUAACUGAAAAUUUGGAAAUUAGUGAAAUGGCUGCAGAACAGAUUUUUAAUGAACCUGAAGAACCAGACAUUAUAAUACAUGAACCAGACAUUGGAAUGAAUAUUGACAAUAUUCCUAGUGAAUUCAAUCAAAUAUUUGAUAAUAAUGAAGGUGUUCAGCAUUCCGACAAUCAAUCUAACCAGGCUUUUAUUAAUUCUGAUACAUUAAUUGGUGGAUAUCAAACUGAGGAUGGAAGAUUCAAAAUUUGUAUUGCUGAUGAUGAUGGUAUUAUUGGAAGUGUUAUGUCUCCUAAUAAGCAAAGAGCGAAAGAAAAAAAUCCUAUUGAAUAUAUUGAAUAUUUGGAUGAUAUUUUGCCAAUUAUUUUAUCAAAAACAUUUAUUAUACAAACUAUGCACUCCGCUGAAUUUAAUCAGUUGGUUACUGAUUGUUUUGUUUUUGUUAAAUAUGACAAAGAUUCAAAUGAAAAUGAAGGAACGAGUAAAGAAUCGACAAAUAAAGAAGAAUAUAAACUGGCAAAAAUUUGUAAAGUUGAGGAUACUGAAAUUGUUUAUCGUUAUGAAGAUUUAUUUUUCCAAAAAAGAAUUUUAUUGGAUUCUAAUGAUGAUCUCUUUGAAUUGACUUUAAAUAAUGUUUUGGAUCAACAGCCGACAAAUGAAGAAUUUAAAAAAUGGGUUUUGGCUAUAAGUACUAAAGCAAAGAAAUCAAUUAAGGUUAAUAAAAUUGUACCAACUUUACAAUUUGUUAUAUCAAAACAUGUCAAAAUUGAUAGUUGCCGAACAAAUUCUUUGCUUGAGAAAAACCUUAAACUUUAUGAAUUAGCCAAUAAAGAAGCUUCUAUUAUUUACGAAAAACAAAAUAAGAUAACUUCAUAUAAUGAGUUACUUCAAAUUUUCUUGAAGCGUUCAGAAAUUCUUAAAAUUGUUCGCCAUCAAAGUUUUUCAAAAACAAUUAUUGGAACCUUUGUUAGAUUUCUCUAUAAUUUACCUAAUGUUACUAGAAGUGAACAUUCUCAAGCUCAAGACAGUUUAAGAUAUAAGAUUGUGCAAAUUGUCGGUGUUCAUAAAUGUGAAUUUCCAUAUCCUGUUGGACGUUUUUCAGUUGAUAAGGAACUUAAAAUUGAAUGGGAUAGAGUUAUUGUACAUUGUAAAAUUUCUUCAAUUUCUGAUACAAUUCCAACACAAAAAGAGUUUGAUAAUUGGAUGACUGCUAUUGAAAAUAAACAUUCAGAAUCAACAAUACCCUCUAUUCAUUUUCUUAAAUCAAAAAGUGUGGCAAUUAAAAAUGCUCUUGAUUUAGAAAAAGAAGAGCAAAUUAAUGUUCCUAAAACUUCGGAAACAAACAAAAAUGUAAUUAAUUUAUUUUUAAUUUUUAUUGUUAGAAAUAUUUGA